AUGUACGGCAAUUGGACCCCCGACAAGUGCACCCUGGAUAUUUGGCCCGUGCUAAUCUGUCUCAUAAAGAUGAGAACAUUGUUCGCCCUUGGUACAGUGGCCUUUUUGGCCGUAUGUGUCUUCUGUGAGGAGAAGAAUAGUAGCGAUAAAACGAAACUGGGUGUAACGAUCGGUAUUGAUUUGGGAACAACUUACAGUUGUGUGGGUGUAUUCAAGAAUGGUCGUGUCGAGAUAAUCGCGAACGAUCAAGGUAAUCGUAUUACCCCAUCCUAUGUGGCAUUCACUGCAGACACGGGAGAGCGUUUGAUCGGAGACGCGGCCAAGAAUCAACUGACGAUCAAUCCUGAGAAUACGGUGUUCGAUGCGAAACGUUUAGUGGGACGUAAAUUCAACGAUAAGUCCGUUCAGGAGGAUAUGAAAGUGUGGCCAUUCAAGUUGAUCAACAAGGACAAUAAACCGUACGUACAGCUCGAGGUACGCAAGAAGGUGACGACCUUCACCCCGGAAGAGAUCUCCGCCAUGGUGUUGGGUAAGAUGAAGCAGAUUGCCGAGGACUACCUGGGUAAGGAGGUCAAAAAUGCCGUCGUCACUGUGCCCGCCUACUUCACGGACGCACAACGUCAAGCCACCAAAGAUGCGGGCGCGAUCGCCGGUCUGAAUGUACUCCGUAUCAUCAACGAACCAACUGCGGCAGCAAUUGCCUACGGAUUGGACAAAAAAGAAGGUGAACGUAACAUUCUGGUGUUCGACUUGGGUGGAGGUACAUUUGAUGUGUCGGUGCUGACGAUUGAUAACGGUGUAUUCGAAGUAUUGGCCACAAACGGUGACACGCAUUUGGGUGGUGAGGACUUUGAUCAACGUGUCAUGGAGUACUUCAUCAAGCUCUACAAGAAGAAAACCGGCAAAGACAUCCGAAAAGACAGUCGCGCAGUACAGAAGUUGAGACGUGAGGUCGAGAAGGCCAAGCGAGCGCUGUCGUCACAGCAUCAGGUACGACUCGAGGUGGAGUCGUUGUACGAUGGUGAAGACUUCUCUGAAACACUCACCCGCGCCAAAUUCGAAGAACUGAAUAUGGACUUGUUCAGAGAGACAAUGAAACCAGUUGCAAAGGUAUUGAGUGAUUCAGACCUUGAGAAGAAAGACAUCGACGAGAUAGUGUUGGUUGGUGGAUCAACUCGUAUCCCGAAAGUUCAGCAGCUUAUCAAGGACUUCUUCGAUGGAAAGGAGCCGUCUCGUGGAAUCAACCCAGAUGAGGCAGUCGCAUACGGUGCUGCCGUUCAGGCUGGUGUUAUCUCGGGUGAAGAGAAUACAGGUGACAUUGUGUUGUUGGAUGUGAAUCCAUUGACGAUGGGUAUCGAGACGGUUGGCGGAGUGAUGACCAAACUGAUCAAUCGUAACACGGUCAUCCCAACCAAGAAGAGUCAGAUAUUCUCAACAGCUGCCGAUAAUCAACCCACUGUCACUAUUCAGAUCUACGAAGGUGAACGUCCGAUGACCAAGGACAAUCAUUUGUUGGGCAAAUUCGACUUGACCGGUAUUCCGCCAGCACCGCGAGGUGUGCCUCAAAUCGAGGUGACGUUCGAGAUCGACGUGAACGGUAUUUUGCACGUGACGGCUGAAGACAAGGGCACUGGGCACAAGAAUCAGAUCACGAUCACCAACGAUCAGAACCGCUUGUCACCAGAAGAUAUCGAGCGAAUGAUCAACGAUGCCGAUAAGUACGCAGAGGACGACAAGAAGGUGAAGGAGCAAGUGGAGGCCAGGAAUGAGUUGGAGGGAUACGCGUACUCGCUGAAGAACCAGAUUGGUGAUAAAGAGAAGUUGGGUGGAAAACUGGACGAUGACGAUAAGAAGACGAUUGAAGAGGCAGUUGAUGAGACGAUUGCGUGGUUGGAUAGUCAUAAGGAAGCAUCCGUGGAAGAUUUGCAACAGCAGAAGAAGGAUUUGGAAGCUAAAGUGCAGCCGAUUGUCUCGAAACUGUACAAGGAUGCCGGAGGUGCCCCACCACCAACAGAAGACAAGGACAGGGACGAAUUGUAA
Anisakis simplex (herring worm) is the source of this 2040-nucleotide messenger RNA. The record is from the annotation of a GenBank genome assembly. Lineage: Eukaryota; Metazoa; Nematoda; Chromadorea; Rhabditida; Anisakidae.